AUGAUUCUUCGUACGCCAACGAAUCGACUUCCGGUACCCGUCAGCAGUAAUGCGAAUCAGAUCCCACAAAAUCCUAUUCCAGUGGUAUCUAACAAAAAUUUAUUAAAUUUUAAUCCGACUCAAGCCCCCAGUUCAAGUCUCCAUCCACAAUUAUCAGACGAUUUACUUGGACUAGACAAUUCAAGAAACGACCUACACAACAGUACCGGUUACACCAAUAAUGAUCCCGCUCAAGCAGUUCAUAAUAACAUGAGUGGAGUACAAGACCUAGUAAACCCCGCAGAUACAAGCGGUAAUGAUACAAGUCGAGUACACGAUUCGUUAGACUCGAUCGAUUCAAAUAAUAAUAAUAAUAAUAAUAAUAAUAAUACAAGUAGAGCACAAAACCCUGAAAAUACAAAUACUGCUACGCAAGCCGUUGAAGAAGUAGUUAGACAACUAAGAUCUGAAGCAGAGGCUUGGAAAGCUGCCUAUCUUCAGUUAAUGCCACCCUUCGCUAGCACUCUAGCUAGAAUGAUGUCCAAUACAGUAAAUAAUAAUAAUAAUCCUGCCAAUGACACCUACGCAUUUCAGCCACGAGAAUUAUUCCCUAGUUCAAAUUUUUCAGCGGGAAAUUACUCCGUGCCGCCAGCACCUCGCUUUCCUCCUCCGAGUAUACCUCCCUUCUCUACAGUACAAAGCUCGACGCUCAGUGGGGCUGCGCGUUUAUCGUACGCGCCGCUGCCGCUUGCCCCACCACUCGUACCGCCGAUGCCUCAGCAUAUACCAGCGACUCAUGUACAAUCACACACCACGUUGCCGUAUAUAACUCAAACUUAUACAUCACCACCGGUCCCAUACUACGUACCAAGCACACACGUAAAGUCACACACUACUGAACCUCAUGUGACACAUACCUAUACAGCACCGAUCGCUUCUUUCCAUGUGCCUGCGUCACAGACACAACAAUACACAUAUACUAUUCCAGGCAUAGUCUCAAGCGCUGCUCCCUCGUACAUGUACCCGAGUACAGUUGCACAUUUACGGACUAAUGAUAUUUGUCGAACUGCGAAAUCAUGGAAUGUAUUUUUCCCUCCGCGCGAUUCAUCUGUAAAGUUAGACGCCAAAAAAUUUAUUAAGACAUUAGAACAGCGAAUGGUCAGUAAUGAUAUACCUUUGGACAACUUUAGGCCAGUAGUAGCUUCAACUUUAACUGGUAAUAUUUUAGACUGGUAUUAUCAGAAUGAGCAUUUAUUUGUCGACUGGUCAGUCUUUAAGACACAUUUCAAAGUAUGGCAAACUCACCAAUCAGACGAAACCUUUUUACAGGAAAUCUAUUCAUAUCGACAUGCUGACGAUGAACAGGGACCUGCAUUUAUCAAUCGAAUGCAAAGCGCGUUUGCUCAAUUAGAAGAGCCAUUACCCGAAAGCCGACAAGUAAAAAGUAUUAUCCAAAAAUUUAAUUCCAAAUUCUUAUUUAAAUUUGCGGAAGAACGUAUUAAUACUUAUUCAAUGUUAUGCCAACGCGUUGGCGCAUGGCAAUCGAUUAUGGAUGCUUGUAAUCCACCUAAACCGGAACAACCGAGUAAAUUGAAUACGCAAAAUCAGAAUUACACUAAAUCAAGAACGCGAAUUAAUGCCGUUACCGAUCGAUGUAGAUCCUGA
Messenger RNA from Cotesia glomerata, 1644 nucleotides. Its product is annotated as probable serine/threonine-protein kinase DDB_G0277165. NCBI's taxonomy places the organism in Eukaryota, Metazoa, Arthropoda, Insecta, Hymenoptera, Braconidae. Bases 1 to 1644 code for a protein of 547 amino acids. The record is from RefSeq and is a predicted model, not a curated record. The transcript has a single exon.